AUGACAGAAGGAGACAUGUACAAACUCUCUAGUUUCCACAAUGGAUGCCUCAGAAAGAUCAUGAGGAUUUUCUGGCCAAACAAAAUCAUAAAUGUGGAACUACAUGAGAAGGCCAACACAGAUAAUAUGCGUACUUUGUUAACAAAACGGAGAUGGCGAUGGAUAGGGCAUGUGUUGAGGAAACCAGCCGAAUGCAUCACCAAAGAAGCCCUUAGAUGGACACCGGAAGGGAAGAGGAAACCUGGUCGGCCAAAGAACACCUGGCGAAGGACGGUUGAAAAAGAAAUGAGGGACCACAAACUAACGUGGGGAGAGUUAGAAAGAAAUGCUAAAGAUAGAGAAAAUUGGAAAGAUCUAGUCCUUGCCCUAUGUGCCCACGGGCAUAACAAGGACUAG
Molecule: messenger RNA, 396 nt
Organism: Saccostrea cuccullata (small rock oyster)
Lineage: Eukaryota; Metazoa; Mollusca; Bivalvia; Ostreida; Ostreidae
Exons: 1
Coding region: 1-396 (131 amino acids)
Source: RefSeq, a predicted model, not a curated record